ACAACAUGACAUCUCGAUUUAGUGGAGCAUUACAAAUUACAAAUUUAGAUGAUUUCAUUACUCCAUCCCAGGAAUGUAUAAAACCUAUAGAAAUUCAAGCAUCAAAGAGUAAAACUGGUGCAAAAAUAAAAAUUGAGGAAGAUGGAAUACCUAUGGUAUUAAGUGAGGCUGGAGAAACUGAAAAAUUACAAAAAGUUGAAAUCACACUUGCUGAUUGUUUAGCUUGUAGUGGUUGUAUUACAUCUGCAGAAACUGUAUUAGUCACACAGCAAAGUCAAGAAGAAUUAAUGCGGGUAUUUAAAGAAAAAGUGUCUCAGUGUCAGAGUGGAGAUGGUAUAUGUUCAAUGUUUAUUGUAGUCAGUCUUUCUGUGCAAGCAGUGUUAUCUAUAGCAGAACGUUAUAAUCUUAAUCCUGAACAAGCAUUAAAUAAACUUGCUGGAUAUUUUUACCAGUUGGGAGCAGACACAGUUUUAGACAUGACUGUAGCUGAUGAUUUUGCUCUUUUAGAGUCUGCUAAGGAAUUUAUAGAACGUUACAAAGCAGCUAAAGGGGGUGCAAAAAAUCAAUUACCCAUGUUGUCUUCUUCUUGUCCAGGUUGGGUCUGUUAUGCUGAAAAAACACAUGGCAAUUUCAUACUUCCACAUGUAAGUGUUAUAAAAUCUCCUCAACAAAUUAUGGGAUCAUUAGUGAAGUAUCACUUAGCUGAAACUAUGGGCCUUUCACCAGAACAAGUCUAUCAUAUAACUCUUAUGCCUUGUUAUGAUAAAAAAUUAGAAGCAUCUAGGGAAGAUUUUUACAACCAUGAAAAAAAUUCUAAAGAUGUAGAUUGUGUGAUAACUCCAAUUGAAUUAGAACAAAUGCUUAAUGAAUACAAUGUGGCAAUAAAUGACAUAAGUGAAAAAGAAGUUCAAAAACCUUUUGAAUUGCAAAUUGAAAAUUUAAAAAACAAUUUGUAUGGUCAUAGUGGUUCAGGAUCUGGAGGUUAUGCUGAAUUUAUUUUUCGUUAUGCUGCAAAACAUUUAUUUGAUGAAACAGAUGUAGUAGUUGAAUUUAAAAAUCUCAGAAAUCCUGAUUUUCAAGAAGCACUUUUCCAAAAAAAUGGACAAACACUUUUAGCAUUUGCAAUUGUUAAUGGGUUUAGAAAUAUACAAAAUAUUGUACAAAAAUUGAAAAGAGGAAAAUGUUUGUAUGAUUACGUUCAAAUUAUGGCAUGUCCCUCUGGAUGUCUUAAUGGAGGAGCACAAAUUAGACCAUUAAAUAAUAUUCAACCACGUGAAUUAGCAUUAAAAUUAGAUUCUAUGUAUCGAGAACUUCCUCAGAGUAACCCUGAACAAAAUCCAAUUGUCCAGAAUUUGUAUAGAAGUUGGUUAGGAGGAGAAUAUACAGAUAAAGCUUUAGCAUUUUUCCACACACAGUACCAUGAAAUUAAAAAAGUGAACACAGCUCUUGCUAUAAAGUGGUAA
This is a messenger RNA of Habropoda laboriosa, 1463 nucleotides long. Its product is annotated as probable cytosolic Fe-S cluster assembly factor AGAP009023. The record is from RefSeq and is a predicted model, not a curated record. Lineage: Eukaryota; Metazoa; Arthropoda; Insecta; Hymenoptera; Apidae. Gene Ontology annotation, cellular component: cytosolic [4Fe-4S] assembly targeting complex. The transcript has 7 exons. Gene Ontology annotation, molecular function: 4 iron, 4 sulfur cluster binding. The coding region runs from base 6 to 1463 and encodes 485 amino acids. Gene Ontology annotation, biological process: iron-sulfur cluster assembly.